AUGCCAAUAAAACAAAAAGUGACGGGCGGAGCGAGCGGAAUUGGUCGAGGGGUGGCCCAGAUGCUGGUGAAGCAUAACAUUAAAGUGUUCAUCGCCGACAGAGACCUAGAAGGCGCUCAAAAACUUGUCAAUGAAUUGAACAAGGAUUCUCAGGUGGCAAAGUGUGCCCAAGUGGAUGUCGCCAACUGGAAUUCCCAAGCAAAGGCUUUUAGUCAAGCUGUGUCAGACUUCGGUCGGAUCGAUUACGUCUACCCCAUUGCAGGCAUUGGUGAACGUGCUUGGAUUCCGAAUGACCCUUCCCUAAGCGGAUUCCAGCAGCCUGACUUGAGCGUCCUGGAUAUUGAUCUGACGGGUGUCCUUUACACCGUCGCGCUAGCUGUGCAGCAAUUCAGGAAGCAACAACCCGGAAAGGAUGGUUUCAGGGGCAAGAUCGGAUGUGUGGCGAGCGUUUGCGGAUUCUACACCUGUCCCACGCUCCCGGUAUAUACAGCAGCGAAGCACGCCGUUGUGGGACUGGUGAGGAGCUACGGAAAGUACUUGCCAGAGGAGAAAAUCACGAUGAAUGCGGCCUGCCCGAACGUGGUUCGAACCAACAUCUCAGCAGCGGCCUUUUACGACCAGAUGGAGAAGGAGGGAUUGUUGGCACCAAUUGAAGGGGUCAUCGGGGUGUUCGAGAAGCUACUCGGGCCAGACCCGACGUCCGGAGUGACGUUCGAGAUAGGACCAAAUUACAAGGACCAAGGGGCAGUACCACGCAAGGGCAUUGAGUAUCUGGACAAGGAAAGCGAGACGUGCUUCGACAUGCUGUACAAGCGGUCUCGCCCGCUGCAUCAGCCUCGUUGA
Cladophialophora psammophila CBS 110553 is the source of this 843-nucleotide messenger RNA. RefSeq lists its product as uncharacterized. The transcript is spliced from 3 exons. The record is from RefSeq and is a predicted model, not a curated record. The coding region runs from base 1 to 843 and encodes 280 amino acids. NCBI's taxonomy places the organism in Eukaryota, Fungi, Ascomycota, Eurotiomycetes, Chaetothyriales, Herpotrichiellaceae. Gene Ontology annotation, molecular function: oxidoreductase activity.